Molecule: messenger RNA, 3095 nt
Organism: Camponotus floridanus (Florida carpenter ant)
Lineage: Eukaryota; Metazoa; Arthropoda; Insecta; Hymenoptera; Formicidae
Product: trehalase
Exons: 9
Coding region: 148-1875 (575 amino acids)
Biological process (GO): trehalose catabolic process
Molecular function (GO): alpha,alpha-trehalase activity
Source: RefSeq, a predicted model, not a curated record
AUCGCAACUUUUCACUCUCGGUUAUAGUGCCCGAGACGCCGGUCCCAGGGGCACGAGAAGGAGACAGAUCUCGGAUUUUUCGCUGAUCGCGCGCGCGUUCGCUCGAUCGAAGGAUCCUAAUCGAGAUCGCGAGAUCGAUCAUCGACGAUGAUCGUCCUGGCUCUGAUCGUCUCCCUCGCGGUCGCCUCGAGCGACGCGGCCUCGAUCGUGUAUCGCAACGAUGACUCCUCCGGGCCCAAGGAUCUCUGUGACAGCAAGGUUUAUUGCGAGGGGCCUUUGCUGAAAACGGUGCAGCUCGCCGGGAUAUUUAACGACAGCAAAACCUUCGUGGAUCUUUACCAGCUUCACGAUCCGGAUGUAACUGUAAACAAUUUCAAUACCUUGAUGAAAAUAACCAACAACUCGCCUAAUCGCUCUGAGGUGGCUACUUACGUCAGCGAGAACUUUGCCAUGCAAGAUGAACUGGAUAACUCAACAUUGCCGGAUUGGAAGGAGAAUCCGGACAUCCUGAAAGUCAUACAAGAUCCGCAGUUUCGUGAGUGGGCGAAACGUUUAAAUUAUAUUUGGAAAACGCUAGCGAGAAAGAUAAGGGAUGACGUGAUGAUCAACCCGCAACGACACAGCUUGAUUUAUGUGAAUAACACUUUCGUUAUUCCCGGAGGACGAUUUAAAGAAUUUUAUUAUUGGGACAGCUACUGGAUAAUCGAGGGACUCUUAUUAUGCGACAUGCCCGUCACUGUUAAAGGAAUGAUCGAAAAUUUCUUCUCCAUGGUAGAAAGAUUCGGCUUCGUUCCGAACGGCGGUAGAGUUUAUUACUUGUCUCGAAGCCAACUGCCCCUGUUGAUACCGAUGGUCGAGAAGUAUUACGACUAUACGAAGGAUCGCGAGUUUCUGAAGCAAAAUAUAGCCAUCCUAGAAAAGGAAUUCGAUUAUUGGCAAAACGAGAAGAUGGUGACCAUAGUGAAGAACGGUAUCCCUUACAGGAUGGCGCGUUACGUGACAAACAGCAACGGUCCGCGACCGGAGAGUUACAAGGAGGAUUACCAGUUGGUGCAACAAUUGCCGGAGCAGGAGCGCGGGGAGAUUUACAACGACUUGAAAGCCGCGGCCGAGAGCGGUUGGGAUUUCUCUUACAGAUGGUGCAUACGAAUCGACAGGAACGCCAAUCUCAGCCUCAUCAACGUCUCGACGAGCGAUAUUAUACCCGUUGAUUUGAAUGCGAUAUUACAGCGGAACGCUCGGUUGCUCGCCCGUUUUCACGGUAUCCUGGGCAAUCCUGAGAAGGUCUGGCGUUAUGCCAAGAUCGCCGUGGACUAUCAAGCUGCCAUCGACAACGUCCUCUGGAACGAAGACGAGGGAAUCUGGCUUGAUUAUGAUACGAGGGAUAAGGGAUCCAGAAAUUCAUUCUAUCCUUCCAAUUUGACGCCCUUGUACACAAUGAGCUAUAAUCGAAAUAAGAGCCUCGAUUACGCCCUCAAGGCUAUUUCCUACCUCAAGAGAAACCAGAUCGAUUCGUACUUUGGUGGCACGCCAAGUUCCGUGAACUACACCGGCGAACAAUGGGACUUCCCUAACGCUUGGCCGCCUUUGCAGUCCUUUUUGAUUCUGGGUCUCUACCGAACCGGGGUGAAGGAAGCGGUGAAUAUGGCCGAGACUCUGGCUGGCAGAUGGCUGAGAUCGAAUUAUAUUGGCUACGACGAAUAUGGCAAAAUGUUUGAGAAGUACAACGCGAUACAUCCAGGCGAGGGUGGCGGCGGUGGCGAGUACGGGGUUCAGGAAGGCUUCGGAUGGACCAACGGCAUCGUCUUCGAAUUCCUCCGACUCUUCCCGGACACCAGUUCCUCGGAAAAGUACGACAACGACAUUGAUAGAUAAUGCACGUGGGCAGAUAAGUAGCAAAUUGAUCGUAGAAGAGAACGUUAGCGCUUUUUAUUUGUAACAAUAAACGCUACGAAAAGAAAUCGACACGGAUCUGUCAAAAAUUGCCGUGUUAAUUUCUUUUUCAAAUCGAACUCUCAGUCUUUCAAAAUCGAGGAUUGAUCGUAUUUUCUUUUUAGAAUAACGUAUUAAUGCGUUAGUUUCCCCGAUAGAAUGUAAUUUAUAUCUAUCGAAAUUUUUAUCUAUCCCUUUUGAUCAAUCUUCCACAAUGUUGUUGAAGAUAUUAAUUAGUUUUUAAUUCUCGAGAUAUUUAAACAAGGUUUGUACAAAUUCCUGAAAAGUAGAACAAUAUUUUACAGAAAUCAAUUGUGAGAGACGACACGAUAUUUCGGAGCGAAACUUAAUAUUGAUUUUUGCAAAAGCAAUUAUAUCAACUCCCGGAGAGAUUGUCUCCCGAAACUUUAUUUUUAAAUUAUUAAUAAACGUAAAAUUUAUCGAAAAAAUACGUAGAACGUACGCUUAAAUAAGUUUAGUUAAUAUCAAAUAAUUAUUUUAAAUGUUUAACGAGAUAAGUAUAGAUAAAGCGAAGCAUCUUGUAACGAAUCUAGUCCACAAGGGAAACCUUGCAAGGGCAGCGCGAAGAUACCCACCGUGCUUUCAGUUUUUAAAUUACGCAAGUCCGCACAAUCGCAGGACGCGAAUUGAUAUGCGAGGGAGAUGCGGCCGACGAGAGUAAAAAUUUUUUUUUGCAAUUUCUAUCUCAUUGCCAGAGAUGUAAUGCAUAGAAUAUAUUAAGUUAUAGAAGCGGAAAUGUCGAAUGUCUGCGUGAUCGUGAACCACUUGUAACGCGAUAUUGAAUUAACGCGAGAGCCGAGGCUCUCCCUCUCUCCCCCACCCACCCUUUCUCCGUCCGUUCAAUAUCGUUGCACCUCGAGUUGCGAAUUGUUAAUUUAUCCCCUUUAUUGCUCAUAUGCUGUUCGGAAAAUUCUUUUCCGGAAAGUUGUGCUCUUGUCUCACGCAGACAUUCGAUUUACGGUACGUGAUUGAAAUUCUUGAAACUAUAAAACUCCCACCGCUUCAAAAGUUACUACUCUUUCACGACAAGAGAACAAGAGAGAGAAUAAGGAGAUCUCUUUAUUAUAUCAUAUUUUAUCGCACGUUGAUCUAUCUAACCAUGUAUUGUAUGAAUAAAUAUAAACGUCGUACAUAUGAUUGUA